CUGUCUCGCGUGAUACUCGUCUUUUGUUUUACUAAAAAUUCCUUUUUCGAAAAUGAUUUAUCGUAUACUUUUCCUGUUCUGCGUCUUCUGCAGCACCUUUGGCGCCGUGGAUAUAAGGAAAUACCUGAAAGUAUGUGAUCGGAACUCCCCCGACGUGAGCGACUGUCUCGUGGACGCGGUGGCUGAGGGCAUCCAGACCAUGUCCAACGGCAUCCCGGAGCUGGGCGUACCCGGCGUUGACCCCUACCACCAGAAGGAGCUGAGGGUCGACUACUCGCGGAACCAGAUACAAGCAACGAUUACAAUGAAACAAAUCAUAGUAGCAGGCCUCAAAGCAUCUACUGUUAAAGAUGCACGGCUGAAGGCAGACGACGACAAGUUCCAUUUAGAGGUUGACAUGUUCACGCCGCGCGUGCGCGUGACGGGCCGGUACAGGGGGGAGGGCGGAUACAACGCCAUCUUCGUCAACACUACGGGAGAUUUCUCCGUUAAUAUGACUGACCUCACCUACACAUGGAAGUUAGACGGUAAGCCGGAAGUGAUCGACGGCAAGACGUACGUCAGAAUAAACAGCUUCUACAUGCAUCCCGACCUAGGAGACCUCAAGGCCGAUAUGACUAAUGAAAAUCCCGAAUUUGCGGAAAUAAUACGAUUGGGAGUAACUUUGUCAAACGAAAACUGGAGGACAUUCUACAAGGAACUGCUGCCCUACGCUCAAGCCAAUUGGAACAAGAUCGGAAUAAAAGUCGCCAAUAAGAUUUUUCUCAAAGUUCCAUACGACGAGAUCUUUCCCAACAAAUCCUAAACAGCCAAAAUUAUUAUUAACAAAUUAUCAA
Messenger RNA from Aricia agestis (brown argus), 836 nucleotides. RefSeq names its product putative beta-carotene-binding protein. The record is from RefSeq and is a predicted model, not a curated record. The transcript has 7 exons. The coding region runs from base 53 to 805 and encodes 250 amino acids. NCBI's taxonomy places the organism in Eukaryota, Metazoa, Arthropoda, Insecta, Lepidoptera, Lycaenidae.